This is a messenger RNA of Durusdinium trenchii, 2814 nucleotides long. Lineage: Eukaryota; Dinophyceae; Suessiales; Symbiodiniaceae. The record is from the annotation of a GenBank genome assembly.
AUGCUGCAAGCAGAGCCGUUGGCAGUGACCUAUGAGCACAGUGGAGAGGAGACUGCCAGCUCUCGUGUGGAGGGGAAUGAAGCAGAGACGCCGCAUGCGGCUUUGAGGUCCUCGCGCACUCCGCGCGUCUCCGGACCGUCUGGACGCCGCGCUCGGAGCGCAACCUCUCCGGGACCCACGGAGCUCACUGGGCUCACGCUGUCCAAAUCACCGAUAGCUUCACCUCGGCCCCUGCACCGUGCCGUGUCGCGCUCUCCCGAACUGGCGCCGCAGCGCCAGGUGGCCAAUGGCAGGGUGGCCAUGCCUCCACUGCGCCUCAGUGCAAUUGACCCGAAAGAGAUUCGGGCCAAUGGGCUUUGUACGCCCAGAAACCCGCAUGGCUCUAUGAUUCGUGAAGCUCCGCCAUUGCGCUCUGCACGCGGAGAAGCUCCAUCUGCACGUGGAGAAGCUCCAGAUGACAUGCCACGCGACGGACCGCCGGUCCCUGUGGGAGGACGACCGACGGUCCCUGCGGGACGUGAGGAAGAGGCUUGGCGCUUGUAUCUUCAAGGGCUGCCUGCUGUGACGCCCCGAUGCUCCCCUUUGCUCACGGCGCGGCACGAGACGCACGGUUUGAGCCAUUUGGCCGCAUGUACCCCACGGAGCUCGAUGAGCGCACGAGGUGCGACCGGUGUUCCGCCCCCGACGGAACCACAGGCUGUCUCCGUCUUCAUUCGGAAUGUCACGCAACCCUCACCAGAUGAGAAGUGCCAGAAUCGAACAGAAAGGUUUCAGUGCCCUCAAAAGACAUCGAAUGGCACCUGCGGAAUUCCUUCACCACUGUGGAGUGAGUUGGGUUGCAAUGGGACAGCACCGCUUGAAGGACCUGUGUCCAACGGCUCUCGGGAAGAUGAUGUGGCGUCCCCGAGCUCGACCUCCAGCCAGACCUUGGGCGGAGCGCGUUCACAGCUGCAUGCGCUGGUGGCACGGGGUCGGAUUCUGCUCAAGCAGACCACGCAGGAAGUGGUUUGCCGAGAUGACUUGCGCCCUCCAGCGCUGCGAGAGGUGCUCCCCUUGCAUUGCUUCUUGGCUUUGCUUUUUUCCGUCUCCCCAUUGGAAUUCUACCGCUGUUUCAUGCUUGCCCGUGAUGGCAGCAUCACGGAUUCGGCCUCCAUCUUUGUGACCCCGCGUGGUGAUGACUUGUCACACCUGGACGCGCUGGUGCUGGGACCCCCUGACACGCCCUAUGACGCGGCGCUGCUGCAUUUUCAGCUGAAGAUCCUGCCGAGCUACCCGAUGAAUCCGCCCGAGGUUCGUUUUCUCACCACGGACUCGGGCACCUUGCGGCUCCAUCCACAGCUCUAUGCCGAUGGGAAGGUGUGCUUAAGCAUUUUGGGCACCUGGCACGGGCCACGUUGGAGUGCGAGUAGCUCAAUCCGUGCUGUGCUACUCUCAAUCCAGUCCUUGCUGUGUGAGGAUCCCUUGCGCUGCGAGCCUGGCAUGGAGAGCGCCACGGAUGACAAGGUGGAGCUGGCCAACGUCUUUGUGGUCCACGAGUCAGUGAGGGUAGGAAUCCUGUCCAUGCUCGAGAAUGGCCCCAGCUGGGAUGCGCAGGAUGCGGAGGAUCAUGUGCUCACCCUGGCAGCCAGAGCUCAUUUGCCCUCGCGUGUCGACACCCUGUUGUCGCGGCUCAGUCAUUUGGCGACCCGUUUCGAUGGCCAGGUCAUCCGCGAGCCUUUCCUUUUUGGAGCUGACAGCCGACCCAGGAGCUAUGACUUCAGUGGUUUGGCCAAGCGUCUUCAAGUCCAUUUUCCCACCGCGCCUGCGCCAUUGCUGCCAAAGGAGGGUACCACGGCGGGCACGACGGCCACAGGACCGCCACCUGUCCUCCAUGCGGAGGAGGAUCUUUGCUGCCGAAUUUGCCAUCUGACAGCUGAAGAGAGCGACGCGGAGCUCAUUGAGCCCUGCCAAUGUGCGGGAAGCAUCCGCUGCGCUCACUCCAGCUGUCUUAUCGAUUGGCUGAAGCAUACCGGGGCCGCCCAGGCUCGCGAGUGGCGCUGCGACCUCUGUUUGGCAGCCUUCCGGGUGGAAUCCAUGCCUGGUGAGCCUCCAGGUGGCAGGUUGCUCCAGCGGUCCCCGUUGGAGUUCGUGGACUUCCAAGUCUCCUCCGAGUGCUCAGGACUUGUCUCUGUCCUGUUGACCUCCACCAGCCAAACACUCUUCAUGUGUUUGGGCACUGGCGUUGCCAACAUCCUCUACCUCGUGGCCAACAUCGUCCUCUCGCCGGCGGCGCCGGCCGCUUAUGACCUUCUCAAGUGGCCUUUGGCGCUGCCAGCCAUGAUGGUGGACUUGGCGUCCCAGUUUUUGUACGCCAUCCUGGUGGUGAUGAAGGUCUCAAUGCUCGUCUCUGGCUGGAAGUCCAGGCCAGCCGUUUGGUUUGAGGUCCAGGAGCAGUUGCUCAUUUGGGCAGCUGAGAUGUUGACCCUGCUGUGCAACCUGCGUCUUUCAGGGCUGCUAGCGCUCGCCGGUUACUUCACUGGAGACCAUUUGUGCAGGACUUGCCUCGGCAUUAACUCACUCCUGGUCAUCGAGUGGCCUUUGCUGGGCCGUAAGCCGGACAUUUGGUCCUUGACGGGCUUCAUGAUGAGAGCCAACAGCCCAGCACAGAUCCUGAGGAAUGUCGUGGCCAGCUCAUUGAUCUACCAAGCUUUGGGGUUGGUGUCGGCACUGGUGAACCUGGUGACGAUUGUGCUCAUCUUGAAGGCGGCCUUCCUAGAUGCAAGAUGGGUGCCAGUGGCCAUCUUGCCAGCUGAGGGGAAGUUGAAGAAAGCUUGA